Molecule: messenger RNA, 243 nt
Organism: Caenorhabditis remanei
Lineage: Eukaryota; Metazoa; Nematoda; Chromadorea; Rhabditida; Rhabditidae
Exons: 3
Coding region: 1-243 (80 amino acids)
Source: RefSeq, a predicted model, not a curated record
AUGUCAUCAGUUCUAACUUCAGAGGACUCUGUUAUUUCUCCUCCAACUGUCGAGGAGUCUGUCGUGGAGAGGGUUUUGUAUCUGGACAUUGCAGCUAUUGGGGUGGUGCAUGUUGGUGCUCUGUAUGAAUACGAAAUGCGUGUCACACCAGCAGGCUCCACUCCAGAAGCUGCAAUGUCCAUCCUUGUAGCCCUCGUCCUUACAAACACCUGCACAAUUGCUGUCCGAGUAACAUGGUCCUGA